AUGCCUUCAUCCACCAUCUUGAUCACCGGAGCCACCGGCUUCAUUGGCGCCCACGUCGUCCGAGACUCCCUCGAGGCUGGCUACACCGUCCGCUUAAGCAUCCGGCGCGCCAAGCAGGCCACCCAGCUGCGCCAGCUCUUCCCGCAGUACGCGGGCCAGCUGGACUUUGUCGUUGUCCCGGACAUCACCGAGAACGGGGCGUUCGAUGAUGCGCUGCAAGGUGUGACGUUUGUCUUCCAUCUGGCAUCGCCAAUGGGGACCCCGGGAGAUCAGAUUGCACCCGCCGUGCAAGGCACGCUAUCCUUGCUCGAAUCCGCCGCGAAGCAGCCGUCGAUCCGGAAGGUCGUGAUCACCGCAUCCGUCCUGUCAUUCAUGCCGCUGGACUUGGAGCGGAAGCCGACGGUCAUCAAAGAGUGCGACGCGCCUACCCUCACUCUAGGUCCGACACAGCUAGCUUCUCUGGAUCCUAUCUCUCAAUAUCACGCCAGCAAGAUCGCGUCGUACGAUGCGACGGCCAAGUUCUUCGGCGCGCCACCCACAUUUCACGAUUAUUAA
This is a messenger RNA of Aspergillus puulaauensis, 555 nucleotides long. RefSeq lists its product as uncharacterized. The record is from RefSeq and is a predicted model, not a curated record. NCBI's taxonomy places the organism in Eukaryota, Fungi, Ascomycota, Eurotiomycetes, Eurotiales, Aspergillaceae. Gene Ontology annotation, molecular function: oxidoreductase activity, acting on the CH-OH group of donors, NAD or NADP as acceptor. The transcript is spliced from 2 exons. Bases 1 to 555 code for a protein of 184 amino acids.